Suillus clintonianus is the source of this 243-nucleotide messenger RNA. RefSeq lists its product as uncharacterized. Gene Ontology annotation, biological process: protein phosphorylation. The transcript has a single exon. Gene Ontology annotation, molecular function: ATP binding; protein kinase activity. The record is from RefSeq and is a predicted model, not a curated record. The annotation marks the transcript as partial. NCBI's taxonomy places the organism in Eukaryota, Fungi, Basidiomycota, Agaricomycetes, Boletales, Suillaceae.
GCACUCGCUACAGGACUCCAAUCUCUCCAUCAAGAAGGUUAUGUUCAUGGAGACAUUCGGGAUAUGAAUGUUAUGGUGAAAAGGGACCGCAGCACUGGAUUCAAGUUGGUGGAUUUUGACUGGUCCGGGAAAAUAGGCGAAAUCCGAUACCCAAUGAACGUAUAUCGAGGAGGUCGUCUCUGGAGACCUGAUGGAGCGGACGACGGACAGUUGAUCCUGGCUGAACAUGAUGUUCAGAUGUUG